AUGGCGUCGACGCACGACAGCGCCGCCACGAUCGUAGCACUGUGGUUCGUGAAGACAGUCGUGACGGUUGUGUUUCGGCUGGCAUUUCAUCCACUCGCGAAUUUUCCUGGCCCGAAGAUAGCUGCCGUCACAAGCCUCUAUGAGUUCUAUUACGAUGUCGUCCGGCCUGGCCAGUACACCUGGGUCAUCAAGAAGAUGCACGAGCGACAUGGUCCCAUUGUCCGGAUUUCACCUCGGGAACUCCACAUCGAUGACUACAACUACUACGACGAACUCUAUAGCGGGAAGAAGGACAAAUGGGACUGGGCCGUCAACAUGUUUGGCAGAAAGCCAGGUACCUUUCGGACUGUGAAGCAUGUCGAGCAUCGUGCCAGACGGGCGGCCCUCAAUCCUUUUUUCUCGAAACGUGCGGCUGUGCAGCUCUCACCGAUGAUCACCGGGCACGUCGAGAACAUGUGCCGGCGCAUGGAACAUUCCCGCGAUAGCGGUCAGCCACUCUGCGUGCCGUACAUGACAGCUGCUUUGACACUCGAUGUGAUCACUGAGUAUGCAUUCGGCAGAUCCGAUGCCGUUCUCGACGAACCUGAUUUCGCACCGCAGUGGUUACAGAUUAUGGAAGGCCUUCUACUCAAUUGCCACCUCAACUGCUUUUUUCCAUGGCUGCAGGAUCUCAUGAGUAUCUUGCCAAGGAGGCUUGCACAGUGGCUCGAUCCCAGAGUGGUAUCAUUCAUUAGAUAUCAGGGUGACCGGCUGAGCCAGCUAGAGGCCAUCUUCCACGCUCAAAACACCAAGAGCGCAACAUCAGCUCCAACACACGGCGCGACCAUAUUUCACCAUCUGCUUGAAAGUCCAGAUGUGGCACCUGCUGAUCGCAACAUGGAAUUUUUCCUUUCAGAAACUAUGAGCAUCGUGGGCGCCGGCCAGGCGACCACCGCGAGCCACAUAUCGAUAACGCUCUUCUACGUUCUAAGUGACCACCGCAUUUAUUCAUUGCUCAAGGCAGAACUGAAGAAAGCUAUCCCGAACCCGGCGAUUCUACCAUCACUGGCUGAACUCGAAGAGCUGGAGUACCUUACAGCAGUCGUGGCAGAAGGCCACAGAAUGUCUCACGGCGCGAUACAUCGUCACCAGCGCAUCUCGCCGCACGCAUCCACUCUCUACAAAGACUGGGUCAUUCCGCCCGGCACACCCAUAGGGAUGAGUGCCCUCUUCAUGCACGAAAACGAAGAUCUUUUUCCGUUGCCAAAGGUGUUUGACCCUUCUCGAUUUCUUGGACCAGAAGGCCAGAGGCUCAGGAAGUAUCUCGUCCACUAUAGCAGAGGUCCCAGGAAUUGCGUAGGGCAAAACCUGGCGCAAGCGGAGAUCUACUUGGCGCUUGCUGCUAUGGCCAGGCGGUUCGAUUUUGAGAUCUUCGAGACAAUGAUGAAGGACAUGGAGAUCACAAGGGACUGCCAGCAACCCUUCCCGAAGAAGGGCGCGAAGAGAUUCAGAGUGCUGGUUAAGUGA
Fulvia fulva is the source of this 1506-nucleotide messenger RNA. RefSeq names its product Cytochrome P450 monooxygenase sdnE. The record is from RefSeq and is a predicted model, not a curated record. Gene Ontology annotation, molecular function: monooxygenase activity; iron ion binding; oxidoreductase activity, acting on paired donors, with incorporation or reduction of molecular oxygen. The coding region runs from base 1 to 1506 and encodes 501 amino acids. NCBI's taxonomy places the organism in Eukaryota, Fungi, Ascomycota, Dothideomycetes, Mycosphaerellales, Mycosphaerellaceae. The transcript has 3 exons.